GUGUUUGUUGCUUCCAACUUUUUCCACAUAUGCAUCUCCAUCACUCUGUCCAAAAUAUCUUCAAUCAUCUUCCUUAUCAAGACUUUGUACAAAAAAAACUUGACUUCCAUUCCCAACUGUUGAGUCAAGCAAAUUCCCACAUUACAAGAACACACAAUGGCAUAGAUCAAAAUUAACAGCCAUGGAUAAUAACAUUUUGGUCUACAUUUUCUUCUUUCUGAUCUCUCUCCUUUUGGGCCUCAAACUUUUGCUACACCAUGGCAAAAACCUUCCACCAACCCCACUCUUUUCCCUUCCAUUAAUAGGCCAUCUCCAUCUCCUCAAACACCCUAUCCACCAAACCCUUCACAGCCUCUCAAAAAAGUAUGGCCAUGUCUUUUCUCUCCGAUUCGGCUCCCAUCUCGUUGUAGUUAUAUCAUCUCCUUCCGCUGUUCGUGAAUGCUUCACAAAAAACGACAUCAUUCUCGCAAAUCGACCAUUCUUAAACACCGGAAAGCACCUAUCAUACAACUUCACGGUACUUGCCGUCGCCCCAUAUGGAGAGCUUUGGCGUCGCCUUCGCCGCAUUAGUACUUGUGAGAUUUUCUCCACAAGUAAACUCAAUUCAUUCUCAUGUAUAAGACAAGAUGAAGUGAAGCGAUUGUUGCAUAAAUUGUGUAAUCGCAAUUCGGUCGAAGAAUUACUAUUGUUUUCAGCUGUGGAACUGGAGCCAAUAUUGUUGGAUUUUACAUCUAAUAUUGUCAUGAGGAUGGUUGGGGGAAAAAGGUAUUUCGGAGAUGAUGUGUUGGAUGAAGGACAAGCUGAGAAAUUUAGAGAUGUUGUGAAGAGAGUGAUGUUGUAUGCUGGGGCAACUAAUCCAGGAGAUUUUAUACCAUUAUGGAAUUGGAUUGAUCCAACUGGUCUGGAGAAGAAGAUCAUGAAAGUUGGGGAAGAAGCUGAUGAAAUAUUUCAAGGUUUGAUUGAUGAGAUUAGGAAUGAAGAAGAAGAUGGGAACACUAUGAUUCAUCAUUUACUUCACUUGCAGAAUACUCAACCAGAAUACUUCAGUGACCAAAUCAUCAAAGGCCUCAUACAUGUUAUAUUUUUAGCAGGAAUUGAUACAAUAUCUGUGACAUUAGAAUGGGGACUCUCGCACUUGCUCAACAAUCCAAAGGUAAUAAAGAAAGCGAGACUUGAGAUAGAACAUAUUGUUGGACAAGAACGUCUAGUCAACGAAGAUGAUUUAUCAAGUUUGAGUUAUUUGCAAGGAAUAAUCUUAGAAACUUUGCGACUAACCCCAGCAGCCCCUCUACUUGUGCCUCACUGUGCAUCCGAAGAUUGCCAAAUCGAAGGGUAUGACAUACCACGGGGCACGAUCAUAUUUGUUAACGCUUGGGCAAUACAUAGAGAUUCAAGUCUAUGGGAAGAUGUCACUAGUUUUAAGCCAGAAAGGCAUGAAAAUGCAAUAGAAUUGUCUGAUUCAUACAAACUAUUACCAUUUGGGUUGGGGAGGAGGGCAUGCCCUGGUGUAGGAAUGGCUCAACGUGUGCUUGGCUUGACAUUGGCAUCAUUAAUUCAAUGCUUUGAUUGGGAAAGAAUGGAUAGCUCAUUAGUUGACAUGACUGAAGGCCAAGGAAUCACUAUGCCAAAAGCUCAACCCUUGGUAGCCAAGUGUAAACCACGCCCUAUUAUGAGAGCUCAUCUUUCAUAGUGAAGUUUUUCACCCCAUUUAAAUAUUAGUCCAACCAUCUCUAAAGGGAAGAGAUUAAAAUUAAAGGUUGUUAUCAUAAUUAUCAUUCUUGAGAAUGUUUUGCUAUUAAUUUAUGGUAAGCAUCUUGUAUGUAACAUUUCUAAAUUAAGUUAUAAAAAUCAUUAUCAUGAGUGCAUACAUGUAUAUUA
Cucumis sativus (cucumber) is the source of this 1878-nucleotide messenger RNA. RefSeq names its product cytochrome P450 81Q32. NCBI's taxonomy places the organism in Eukaryota, Viridiplantae, Streptophyta, Magnoliopsida, Cucurbitales, Cucurbitaceae. The coding region runs from base 182 to 1690 and encodes 502 amino acids. The transcript has 2 exons. Gene Ontology annotation, molecular function: heme binding; monooxygenase activity; iron ion binding. The record is from RefSeq and is a predicted model, not a curated record.